Exophiala xenobiotica is the source of this 3002-nucleotide messenger RNA. RefSeq lists its product as uncharacterized. Bases 663 to 2225 code for a protein of 520 amino acids. Gene Ontology annotation, molecular function: mRNA binding. Lineage: Eukaryota; Fungi; Ascomycota; Eurotiomycetes; Chaetothyriales; Herpotrichiellaceae. The transcript has a single exon. The record is from RefSeq and is a predicted model, not a curated record.
GCCUCUGUCAGGUCUUGGUUUCCCUUUGCGCUGUUGCUGAAGGCUUGUUCCCGUUCCAUUUCUCUCGUUCUUUCCACACCUUCGAGCUCCUCAUUCUACAGCCCUUCAAGUCACACUCACCCUCACGCGACGCCAAAUUCAUCGUGGCCAUUUGUCUGGCCCUCAUCUUUUCAGAUCAGUCGCGCUAUCCCAUUGGCGACCCGGAGCAGAUUCGACCCUGUGUGGAUCCCACUAUCAGUGAGGAUCACUUUCAGGAACGUGAGCGCAUCCCUUUUGGAAUGAUAACGUCUUCAAGAAUCCAACAGAAAUCCGUCAGCACUUCAAGUACUGUUUCAGGUGAUUGUUUUCACUCGCGAUCGUGAUCUCGGGACACCUGGUGUCACAUCCGACAACCGUUAACUCGCCACGAAUGAGUAAUAUGGUCGUUGAGGAUUCGACUCUGUCCAUCACGGUGCCGCCAAAUCGAGCGCCCUGAAGCGUGAUCAGCGACAACUCAUUUCUCUUCGCUUCUCUCUGUUAUCAGCUACCUUGGCUCAAGCAAGCACUCUUCGGCUCCUGCCACGACCUGAAACGCUAUCGCGACCGAGUCCUGCUUGAGCCCGUCUCGUGUCUGAAGCUGUGAUAGGCGAAAUCAACUUUGGUUGUUUCCUUGCACUCUAGGUAUGAGCGCAAUCGCUUUCAGCCCUCCAGAUAAUCGGCUACACACCAUUUUGUCGGACCCGCAUACCAUGCUAUCACAUCCCGCUGGUUUCGAAGCUGCGUCGUCCGAGCGACGCAUGUCGACCGCCAAUGAAGGCCUCAUGGCCCUUCCCACAGUCAUGUUGCGCCGUCUGCCUAAGAAUACGACUCCUGAGGCGGUGAGGACUAUGUUGCUCUUCGCCAAAGACCUCCAAGACACCGAGAUCAUCCCCAACGAGUACGACGAGGAUGCUGGGUUUGCCACAGGAAUCGCGCGUUUUGGUUCCAUGACAGGCGCAUCCGAGGCGCAAGCAAUGCUGGAUGGCAAAUCCAACACUGCUGGGCAGGCGAAGAUGAUUGUGAACAUCAUCUCGAAUCGCUCCAUGGCUUCAAUGGCCCGGCGAAAUACUAUAGACCCUAUGGCGGGCCGGAAGGUCGCACAAUCAAUAUCGCCGCCGCCUGCCAGCGCUCAGAAAUCUUCCCGAUUCAACGGCACUUUCCAAGCGCUGGACAAGACAUCACCUCCCCCAGUUGGCUCACCGCCAGACUAUCAGUCUUCCGAUUCCGGGCCGCAGUUACAAAGUAUCUUUUCUCCUCAAUCGCCAAUGGCAAACGCAUUACCGGAUCGCUCGCGGGUGAGCGGAAAGACAGUCAUUGAUGAAGACGGAGGGGAUGACGAUACUCGCGAAUUACUGAAAGACCCUUUGGCGUACAUGCAUAGCUCCUCCAUGGUCAACGCAGGAAGAAAGUCCACCAACAACCGAGCUCCUACCGCGGCAUUUCAAUCGCUCUCCCUUAAUACGAACAUGACCGGUGCAUCCUCCAAUGGCUAUGCGUCACCGCGAUCCGCCCUGCAGGCUCGAACACCUCAUUCCCAAUUUUCGCCGGUGAUGAAUACCAACGGACAGUACGGCGUAUCAAACCCUCCUUAUAUACGGCACAACUAUCCACCGGUCAAUCCGGCCGACCAGAACCCGCCGUGCAACACCUUGUAUGUAGGCAACUUGCCUAUAGACACAUCUGAGGAUGAACUGAAAGCCAUGUUUUCGAAACAGAGAGGAUACAAGCGUCUUUGUUUCCGGACGAAACAAAACGGGCCCAUGUGUUUUGUCGAGUUCGAAGACAUCUCGUUCGCUACCAAGGCGCUGAACGAGUUAUAUGGUGCUCAACUACACAACAGUGUCAAAGGUGGCAUCCGAUUGAGCUUCUCGAAGAAUCCACUGGGUGUCCGGUCAGGACAACCUGGAAGCCCCAACCCUGCAACACCUCUCAGUGCCACGGGGCCCAUGAAUUUGGGUGGAUUUGGCGGCAUGGCCCUUGGGUCAUUUACCACCGCAAAUGGGCCACCGCCAGGACUCUCGGCGCCUCCAGGCUUGAAUAUGACCUCGAAUGGGGUCAAUGGGGUCGCGGCUCCUCCGCCAUUCGUCAAUCAGGGGUUUCCUGUCGGAUCUGGUGCUGUGUCGAACCUCCGAGCCCUGGGUAUGAACAACAGUCCGGCGAACCAGAACAUGGGCGGCAUGUACGCUGAUUAUAUGCUUGGUCGGUAGGAGACAUGUAGAUGUUGGCGAGCAAGGUUUGCUGGCGGUCGGCGCAGGUGGGAUGGAAGGGCAUUCAAUGCGUGGCAGAGCCAUUGCGCACCAAAAGGUCUCUCCCUUCGAUGGCAGAGGAGUGUAUUUGGGGAUUUGAUUUGAACCUUGGAUGGGCGUUGCGCUGAUGCAUUGCAUCGAGUCCUUUCUUUGAACUUUUGGUCACGAGAUUCCCCUUUCAGCGGACAGCGAGCGAGCAAUCAGGCAGGGCAGGCAAGCAAGCGACAUGGCGUUUUAUUGAUACAUCCAGACCAAUAGUGUCAAGGGCUCGGAUGGUUGGGAAAGCAUGACUACGGGCAGGAACAUUUGUCGAACACCGUCAUUAUCGAGGAUUUUUCAGCAUGGGGCUUUUUCAUAUUGUCGUGUUUGGAGGCAUAACUGGGGUCCUAUAUACACCGUUGCUUUCUGCUAGCAUGACGGCAUGCAUUCUUUUCACGUGUAGUUAUGAUUCAGGUGUGAAACAAGGGUCUUGAUAAUGGGAAGGAAGGAUUUUCUGGAAGCAUGGGCAUUCCAGUUUCCAGGUGGAUCACCUAGAGACAAUACGAGAUAUCCCAGGUACUUAGGAAAUACGACCUCAGAGCAAUCGAUUGAGGGACGGGUGGACCAGGCCGCAUGCAUGCUGUGACUGUCGGUCGUUUGGUUGUGAAAACUGAUGACGGUCUCUGGAAUCUGGAUUGAAAAUGGGUAGCAGAGAAGCAGACCAGCGAUACCCUUCCUUGGGUGGUUGGUCGAUAGGUA